AUGGAUUUCAUCACCAAUUUGCCUUCGUCUUCUGGUUUUGACUCUAUUUUUGUGGUAGUGGAUAGGCUAACCAAAAUGGCCCAUUUCAUUGCAUAUAAUAAGAAUGUCAACACAGAACAGACAGCCCGCCUAAUUUUCCAAGAAGUUGUUAGACUCCAUGGUGCACCUGAAGAAAUUAUUUUGGAUAGGGGCCCUCAAUUCGCAUCCAAGUUCUGGAAACAAUUGUUUAAGCUAUUGGGCAUGAAGGUUAAUUUGUCCUCUGCCUACCACCCUCAAAUGGAUGGUCAAAGUGAACGGGUUAAUCAGAUACUGAAACAAUACCUAUGUUACACUAUCAACUACUACCAGAAUGAUUGGGCUAAACUGUUAUCUUUUGCAGAAUUCGCUUAUAAUAAUUUUACCCACUUGUCUACACAAACAGCCCCAUUCCUUGCUAACUAUAGGUUUCAUCUUUGCUUUGAUGUACAGAGCUCUGUUCCUGCUUCAGUUCCAUCGGCAAAAACUACAGUAGUUCAUUUACAAAAAAUACAAGAAAAGUUAGUUGACGGAUUAGGUGCUAUACAGGAAUGA
This is a messenger RNA of Dentiscutata erythropus, 570 nucleotides long. The record is from the annotation of a GenBank genome assembly. Lineage: Eukaryota; Fungi; Glomeromycota; Glomeromycetes; Diversisporales; Gigasporaceae.